Messenger RNA from Periophthalmus magnuspinnatus, 13265 nucleotides. It is a transcript of the gene nf1a, whose product is annotated as neurofibromin 1a. The transcript is spliced from 57 exons. The coding region runs from base 204 to 8519 and encodes 2771 amino acids. Gene Ontology annotation, biological process: regulation of GTPase activity. Lineage: Eukaryota; Metazoa; Chordata; Actinopteri; Gobiiformes; Gobiidae. The record is from RefSeq and is a predicted model, not a curated record.
CGCGCGCACGUCUCCCAUCAGUUUGUGUGUGAACAAGACUUCCGGUGGUGUGUCAUGGCGGUGGCAUGGUGAAUCCUGCAGAAAGGGAAAAAUACUCGUCCCUCUCUUUCUCCCCCGUGGUUUUUGGACGCUUUUGGAUGCAGAAGUGAGCCGUGUGCGAGCCGCGGCCCCUUCGCUCGCUCGCCCCUUCACUCGGCAGCGUUAUGGCGGCUCACAAGCCCGUGGAGUGGGUGCAGGCCGUGAUCUCCAGAUUUGAUGAGCAGCUUCCUAUCAAAGUGGGACACCAGAACACUCACACUAAAGUCAGCACGGAGCACAACAAGGAGUGUCUCAUCAACAUCUCCAAGUACAAGUUCUCCCUGGUCAUCAGCGGCCUCACCAACAUCCUCAAGAAUGUCAACAACAUGCGAAUAUUUGGAGAAGCGUCGGAGAAGAACCUGUACCUCUCUCAGCUCAUCAUCCUGGACACGCUCGAGAAGUGUCUGGCUGGGCAAUCGAAAGACUGCCUGCGGUUGGAUGAGACGAUGUUGGUGAAGCAGUUGUUGCCUGAGAUCUGUCACUUCAUCUACACGUUCAGAGAAGGCCAGCAGCACGCCGCCGAGCUCCGCGCCUCUGCCUCCGCCGUGCUGUUCUCUCUGAGCUGCAACAACUUCAACGCCGUCUUCAGCCGCAUCUCCACCAGACUUCAGGAGUUGACUGUGUGUUCAGAGGACAAUGUUGACGUCCACGACAUUGAACUGAUGCAGUACAUCAACGUGGACUGUUCCAAACUCAAGAGGCUGCUGCAAGAAACCGUCCUAAAAUUUCGAGCCCUAAAGAAACCUGCCCAACUCGCAGUCAUCAACAGUUUAGAAAAGGCGUUUUGGAACUGGGUGGAGAAUUAUCCCGAUGAGUUUACCAUGCUCUACCAGAGACCUCAGGCCGACAUGGCAGAAGCUGCAGAGAAGUUGUUCGAUCUGGUGGACAGUUUUGCCGAAAGCGCCAAAAGGAAAGCUGCAGUUUGGCCCCUUCAGAUCAUCCUCCUGGUCCUCUGCCCCGAAAUCACACACACCAUCUCCAAAGACACGGUGGAGGACAGCAAGGCCAACAAGAAAUUAUUUUUAGAGAACCUGCGUAAGGCUUUGGGUGGAGGGAACAAGCAGCUGACGGAGAGCGCGGCUGUGGCCUGUGUCAAGCUGUGCAAAGCCUCCACCUACAUCAACUGGGAAGACCACUCCACCAUCUUCCUCCUGGUGCAGUCCAUCGUCAUAGACCUCAAAGCUUUGCUGUUCAACACAGCCAAACCGUUCUGGAGGGGGACAGGAAGUCAAAACGCAGACGUGGAGCUGAUGAUGGACUGUUUCGUCUCCUGUUUCCGCAUCAACCCUCACAACAACCAGCAGUUCAAGGUCUGUUUAGCUUCCUCGUCUCCCUCCACGUUCCACUUUGUCCUGGUCAACUCUCUGCACAGAAUAAUCACCAAUUCUCAUCUGGACUGGUGGCCGAAGAUUGACACAGUUUACUGUUACUCUGGAGAGCUGCGGUUCAUGUUUGCAGACACACUCAACAAAGUCAUGCAGGGGCUGGCCAACCACCCCCCCAUCAGGAUGACACCGAGUCUGACGUUCAAAGGGAAGAUGUCGACGAGCCUGAAGUUUAAGGAGAAGGCCACAGACCUGGACACGCGCAGCUACAAGUGCCUCCUCCUCGCUCUGGUCAAACUCAUCCACGCUGACCCCAAACUGCUGCUGCAUAAUCCGGUGAAGCAGACGGCCGAGAUGCAGAGCAGCACAGCAGAGCUCAUCACAGGCUUGGUGCAGCUCGUGCCUCUCACCAACACCACACAGCUGUCCCAGGAGGCCAUGGAGGCGUUGUUGGUGCUACAUCAGCCUGAGACUAUUGAGCUGUGGAACCCUGAAUCCCCCAUAGAGACCUUCUGGGACAUCAGUUCUCAGGUGCUGUCGAUGAUUUGCCGGAAGCUGAUUGGCCAACAGAUCGUGAACGGGACGGAGGUGCUGAAGUGGCUUAGGGAGAUCCUCAUCUGCAGGAACAAGUUUCUGCUCAAGAACAAGGAGUGUGCGACGAUGGGCAGUGCAAUCCCCAUGUGUCGACAGGCACAGACGAAGUUGGAGGUGUGUCUGUAUAUGUUUCUGUGGAGCCCGGACACAGAGGCUGUGCUUGUCGCUAUGUCCUGCUUUAGACACCUGUGUGAAGAGGCCGACAUCCGCAGCGCUGCUGACGAAAUGCCAGUCCAGACCAUCCUGCCAAACUACGCCACCUUCAGCGAGCUCGCCUCCGUCAGCAACAUGAUGGGCACAGGUCGUUCUACAUUACAGAAGAGAGUCAUGGCUUUGUUACGUAGAGUAGAGCACCCCACUCCUGGAAACAUCGAGGCCUGGGAGGACACUCACGCCAAAUGGGACCAAGUCACAAAACAGAUCCUGAACUUCCCCAAAAACAAAGCGGACGAUGGGCAGCAGGAGUGGAUAAACAUGACCGGCUUCCUGUGCGCUCUGGGAGGGGUGUGUCUGCAGCAGCGUAGCACCCCAGGACCAGCCACCUACAGCCCCCCGAUGGGCCCCAUGUCCGAACGCAAGCACUCCAUGAUCUCUAUGGGACUGUGUGACGGCUCCAUCGGCCUGGGCUCCUCCUGCUCCUCCUCUGCCUCCAGCGAGAGCCCCGUCAGCAGGUUUCUGGACAGACUCCUGGCCCUCUUGGUCUGUGGACACGAUCGGGUCGGACUGCACGUUAGGACCAAUGUCAAAGACCUACUGGGACUAGAGCUGAGUCCGGCUCUGUAUCCAAUGCUCUUCAAUAAACUCAGGAACAGCAUCGGCAAGUUCUUCGACACACAGGGCCCGGUUCCCAUUAACGACACAAAUACUCAGUUUGUGGAGCAGACCAUCGCCAUCAUGAAGAACCUCCUGGACAACCACACAGAGGGCAGCUCUGAGCACCUGGGCCAGGCGAGCAUCGAGACCAUGAUGCUCAACCUCGUCAGAUAUGUGAGAAUUCUGGGAAAUGUAGUCCAUGCCAUUCAGAUCAAAACCAAACUGUGCCAACUGGUGGAAGUGAUGAUGGAGCGACGGGACGACCUCUCCUUCUGUCAAGAGAUGAAAUUCAGGAACAAGAUGGUGGAGUAUUUAACCGACUGGGUGAUGGGAACGUCCAAUCAGGCGGCAGACGAUGACAUCAAGUGCCUGACCAGAGACCUGGACCAGGCCAGUAUGGAGGCGGUUGUGUCUCUUUUGGCUGGUUUACCGCUGCAGCCCGAAGAGGGAGAUGGGGUUGAACUCAUGGAGGCCAAAUCUCAGCUCUUCCUCAAGUAUUUCACUCUCUUCAUGAAUCUCCUGAAUGACUGUUCGGAGGUGGAGGACGAUGGUCAGGCUGUGGGAGGGCGUAAAAGGGGCAUGUCCCGACGUCUCGCCUCCCUGAGACACUGCACCGUCCUCGCCAUGUCCAACCUGCUCAACGCCAACGUGGACAGCGGCCUCAUGCACUCCAUCGGUCUGGGCUACCACAAAGACCUGCAGACCAGAGCCACGUUCAUGGAGGUCCUUACAAAGAUCCUCCAGCAGGGGACAGAGUUUGACACUUUGGCUGAGACAGUUUUGGCCGAUCGGUUUGAGCGUCUUGUGGAGCUGGUCACGAUGAUGGGAGACCAGGGGGAGCUGCCCAUAGCCAUGGCUCUGGCCAAUGUGGUGCCCGGGUCACAGUGGGAUGAGUUGGCGCGUGUUUUGGUGACUUUGUUCGACUCCCGUCACCUGCUCUAUCAGCUGCUGUGGAACAUGUUUUCUAAAGAAGUGGAGCUCGCAGACUCGAUGCAAACACUGUUCAGAGGAAACAGCCUGGCCAGCAAGAUCAUGACCUUCUGUUUUAAGGUCUAUGGAGCGGCCUAUCUGCAGAAACUCUUGGAGCCACUUUUACGAGGUGUGAUCACAACACCUGAGCACAUCAGCUUUGAGGUCGACCCCACCAGACUGGAGCAGGGUGAGAACUUGGAGGAAAACCAAAGGAACCUUCUCCAGAUCACGGAACGUUUCUUUCAGGCCAUAAUCGGUUCAUCCAGCGAAUUUCCACCUCAACUCCGCAGCGUCUGCCACUGUCUUUACCAGGCUACUUGCCACUCUCUACUGAAUAAAGCUACAGUAAAAGAAAAAAAGGAAAACAAAAAAGCAGUGGUCAGUCAGCGCUUUCCUCAGAACAGCAUCGGAGCUGUGGGCAGUGCCAUGUUUUUGAGGUUUGUGAAUCCAGCCAUCGUAUCGCCGUACGAGGCCGGGAUUCUGGACAAGAAACCUCAACCGCGGAUAGAACGGGGGCUCAAACUCAUGUCUAAGAUUCUCCAGAGCAUCGCGAACCACGUCCUGUUUACGAAAGAGGAACAUAUGAGGCCAUUCAACGACUUUGUGAAGAGCAACUUCGAUGCAGCCAGAAGGUUUUUCUUGGACAUCGCGUCGGAUUCUCCUCCCAGUGACUCUGUGAACCACAGUCUUUCUUUCAUCAGCGAUGGAAACGUUUUGGCUCUGCACCGUUUACUGUGGAACAACCAGGAGCGCAUCGGCCAGUACCUCUCCAGCAACCGGGACCAUAAGGCAGUAGGCAGACGCCCCUUUGAUAAAAUGGCGACUCUUUUGGCCUAUCUGGGACCCCCUGAACACAAACCAGUGGCUGACACGCACUGGUCCAGCCUCAACCUCACCAGCUCCAAGUUUGAGGAGUUCAUGACCAGACACCAGGUUCAUGAAAAAGAGGAAUUCAAAGCACUGAAGACGCUGAACAUCUUCUACCAGGCCGGGACGUCAAAAACAGGGAACCCAGUAUUCUACUAUGUGGCCCGAAGAUUCAAAACUGGACAAAUUAACGGCGACCUUCUCAUCUACCAUGUCCUCCUCACUUUAAAACCAUACUACGCCAAACCCUACGAGAUCGUGGUGGACUUAACUCACGUCGGCCCUAGCAACCGCUUCAAAACUGACUUCCUGUCCAAGUGGUUCGUUGUGUUCCCUGGUUUUGCGUAUGAAAACGUGGCGGCCGUGUACGUUUAUAACUGCAACACUUGGGUGAGGGAGUACACCAAGUAUCACGAGAGACUGCUGACGGGGUUGAAGGGGAGUAAGAAGUUGCAGUUUAUAGAUUCACCGGCAAAAUUGGCAGAACACAUAGAGCCAGAUCAACAAAAGCUCCCUGCAGCCACUCUGACGCUGGAGGAAGACCUGAAAGUGUUCCACAACGCACUCAAGCUAGCGCACAAAGACACCAAAGUUUCCAUUAAAGUGGGCUCCACGGCUGUCCAGGUGACUUCGGCCGAGCGCACCCGCGUCCUGGGGCAGCCCGUGUUCCUGAAUGACGUUUAUUAUGCCUCAGAGAUAGAGGAGAUCUGUUUGGUGGACGAGAGCCAAUUCACUCUGACCAUGGCCAACCAGGGCACGCCUUUGACCUUCAUGCACCAGGAGUGUGACGCCAUAGUGCAGUCCAUCAUCCACAUUCGGACCCGAUGGGAACUGUCUCAGCCCGAUUCCAUCCCACAGCACACCAAGAUCAGACCCAAAGACGUGCCGGGGACUCUGCUCAACAUCGCACUGCUCAACCUGGGUAGCUCUGACCCCAGCCUCAGAUCUGCAGCCUAUAAUCUCUUGUGCGCUCUGACCUGUACGUUUAACCUGAAAAUCGAGGGCCAGCUGCUGGAGACCUCAGGCCUCUGUAUCCCGGCCAACAACACCCUCUUCAUUGUCUCCAUCAGCAAAACGCUCGCCGCCAACGAACCGCACCUCACACUGGAGUUUCUGGAGGAGUGCAUCUCCGGAUUCAGCAAAUCAAGUAUUGAGUUGAAGCACUUGUGUCUGGAGUAUAUGACGCCGUGGCUCCUAAACCUUGUGCGGUUCUGUAAACACACGGAUGACGCCAAACGCCAACGAGUCACUGCCAUUUUGGACAAACUCAUCACCAUGACGAUUAACGAGAAGCAGAUGUACCCCUCCAUCCAGGCCAAGAUCUGGGGCAGCCUGGGACAGAUCACGGACCUCCUGGACGUGGUUCUGGACAGUUUCAUUAAGACCAGUGCGACGGGAGGUUUGGGCUCCAUCAAAGCUGAGGUCAUGGCCGACACCGCAGUGGCUUUGGCAUCGGGCAACGUCAAGCUAGUGUCCAGCAAGGUGAUUGGGCGCAUGUGUAAAAUCAUAGAUAAGACCUGCCUCUCUCCCACUCCCACACUGGAGCAGCACCUGAUGUGGGACGACAUCGCCAUCUUGGCCCGCUACAUGCUCAUGCUGUCCUUCAAUAACUCUCUGGACGUGGCCGCUCACCUCCCGUACCUGUUCCACGUGGUCACUCUGCUCGUAGCCACGGGUCCUCUGUCUCUACGAGCCUCCACACACGGACUGGUCAUCAACAUCAUACACUCGCUCUGCACAUGCUCACAACUCAACUUCAGCGAGGAGACGAAGCAGGUGCUGAGGUUGAGUUUGACCGAGUUUUCGUUGCCCAAGUUUUACCUCCUGUUCGGCAUCAGUAAAGUCAAGUCUGCCGCCGUCAUCGCCUUCCGGUCCAGCUACAGAGACCGCUCCUUCUCCCCGGGGUCUUAUGAGAGAGAGACUUUUGCGCUCUCCUCCCUGGAAACGGUUACCGAGGCUCUGCUGGAGAUCAUGGAGGCAUGUAUGAGAGAUAUCCCGUCCUGCAAGUGGCUGGACCAGUGGACAGAGCUUGCACAGAAGUUUGCGUUCCAGUACAAUCCAUCCCUGCAGCCGCGCGCUCUGGUUGUGUUCGGCUGCAUCAGUAAAAGAGUGACUCACGGACAGAUCCGGCAGAUCAUCAGGAUCCUGAGCAAAGCCAGUCCUCUGCUCAGCAUCGACCGGGGUUUGGAGAGUUGUCUGAAAGGACCGGACAAUUACAACAGCCAAGUUUUGAUAGAAGCCACUGUGAUCGCUCUGACGAAGCUGCAGCCUCUUCUGAGCAAGGAGUCUCCGAUGCACAAAGCCCUGUUCUGGGUGGCAGUGGCAGUGUUACAGUUGGAUGAAGUGAACCUGUAUUCAGCCGGAACAGCGCUGCUAGAACAGAACCUCCACACACUCGAUUCUAUGCGAGUCUUCAACGAUAAGAGUCCAGAGGAGGUGUUUAUGGAGAUACGGCGCCCUCUAGAGUGGCACUGUAAACAGAUGGAUCAUUUUGUCGGCCUCAAUUUUGGUGCAAACUUCAACUUCGCUCUCGUGGGACAUUUACUCAAAGGCUACAGACACCCGUCUCCCACCACGGUCGCUCGGACAGUGAGGAUCCUGCACACGCUCCUGUCUCUCAUCAGUAAAAACCUCAAAUGUGAUAAGUUUGAGGUGAACACUCAGAGCGUGGCCUAUCUGGCAGCUCUGCUCACAGUAUCGGAGGAGGUGCGCAGUCGGUGUAGUCUCAAACACAGGAAGUCUUUGCUGAUCUCAGACCUGUCCAUGGACCCCGUUCCUAUGGAGACGUACUCAAGCCACGCCCCCGACCCCAGCUGCAGGACACUCCGGGAGACGCAGCCAUGGACGUCUCCGCAGGUGUCGGAGCGGUACCUCUCGGCUCAUUAUCCCACAGUGGGACAGAUCAGCCCCAGGACAAGGAAGAGCAUGAGUCUGGAUAUGGGCCAGCCCUCACAAGCCAACACCAAGAAACUCCUGGGGACCAGAAAGAGCUUUGACCACCUCAUCUCAGACUCCAAAGCACCAAAGAGACCGGAGAUGGAGGCAGGGAUGACCACUCCGCCCAAAAUGAGACGAGUGGCAGAGAACGACUACGAGAUCGAAACGCAGAGAAUCGCAAACUCACAUCUACGCAAAGUUUCUGUUUCGGAGUCAAAUGUUCUUUUGGACGAAGAGGUUCUCACUGACCCCAAGAUCCAGGCUCUGCUCCUCACUGUGCUGGCAACACAAGUGAAGUACACCACAGAUGACUUUGACCAGCGGAUCUUGUACGAGUAUUUAGCCGAAGCUAGCGUCGUCUUCCCAAAGGUUUUCCCUGUUGUCCACAACCUGCUGGACUCAAAGAUCAACACUGUGCUGUCCAUGUGCCAGGACACCAACCUCCUGAACCCAGUCCACGGCAUCGUCCAGAGUGUGGUUUACCACGAAGAGUCCCCCCCACAGUACCAGCCAUCAUACCUGCAGAGCUUCGGGUUUAAUGGACUUUGGAGGUUCGCUGGGCCCUUCUCAAAGCAAACCCAGAUCCCGGACUACGCGGAGCUGAUCGUGAAGUUCCUGGAGGCUUUGAUUGACAGUUACCUCCCGGCAGCGGAGGAGGAGAGGGGGGAGGAGCAGCUGAGGACGCCCACCUCCCCCUACCCUCCCACCAGCCAAUCACAGCUCAGCAUCACUGCCAACCUCAACCUGUCCAACUCCAUGACCUCGCUCGCCACAUCGCAGCACUCCCCAGGAGUGGACAAAGAGAACGUGCAGUUGUCUCCCAGCUCCGCUCUGUCCACCGGGGGGCGCACUCGUCACGGGUCGGCCAGCCAGGUCCAGAAGCAGCGCAGUGCGGGCAGCUUCAAGAGACCCAGUAUCAAGAAGAUCGUCUGACCCUCCCUCCCCCUCCUGCCCCUCCCCCCCGACCCCCUUUUCCUCCUCCCAUGUCCCAUACGACGACGAGCCCCCCUCACCCUCUCCUCCUCUUCCUCCUCCUCCUCCCCUGCUCUACGCCGCUUCAGGCACCAUGCUGCACUCCUUUCUCCUUUCCUCCUUUUUCUCCAUUGAUUCAAAAGACUUUAAGUUCUUUUUUUUUUAUAUAUAUUUUUGUUUCACGGAGGAAUAUUAAUAAUAAGGGCAAACUUGAAUCUGUGAUGCUUGACUCGACACAUGGGCUGGAGAACUUUAUGAAAACAAAAAACAAAAAAAACAAAAAAAAAACACACCACGAGACAAUACUGGACUUCCAAACUGGAUUGUCAGUGUUUUGGACGCUCAAAUUGACUGACAGCCUUAAACGCACCACCCCAAUCCAGCCCUGUAUAUAUGUUAAAUAGAGAAAUUAUGUAUAACUUAGUCCUUAGUGCUAAUUUCGAUGUAUACGUUUUUUCCAUGGCGUGCCUUUUGUCAGGGUUUUUCAAUGUGUACAAUUUGUAUAGUAAAAAUCAGACAGGUACCAGUUCUAAAGGAAGGCGUAUACCGUCCCUAUUACCGCCUUCAAAUGAUCGUCAAAUAUACAACGAACCCAUAUUAACCCUGUUGCCUGAAACAUGUAUCCUGUACGACUAAAUAGAGCAACAAUUUUUUUUUUUUUUUUUUUUUUUUUCUUUAUCGGAAACAUGAAGAUAACAAAACACUAGAGGUUCUUGUAAAUAGCUCAACGCGGCGUUCUCCUCCUUUUAAUGUUUUUAUUUUAAAUUUCUUUCAUUUCUUGCAUUUUUUUAUACGUUUUAUAACGGGCAAUAAUCUUCAACCGAUUUUUGUCAACCGCUUGUUUUAGACUCAAAAUGGCCGCCAUGAUAGAUUCAGUUCGGUUAACUUUUACGCAAACUGACUUGUUGUUUUCAUUUUAAUUAAGAAGUUUGGGUUGUUGUCUGAAAAAAAUCUCAUGUGACCACGACUGAAAUCAAGCUGUUCAUAUUUUGAGGUUUUAUUUUAAGAUUUGCAAAUUUUGUCAUUAAGUCAAUUAUAUUUUGCUCAUGUUAGAAUUAUGCACUGACACAAACAAAAUGAAAUUAAUUUUAAAAUCUAAAACUUAGAAAUUGACUUUUGUGAGCUUUUAGCCAUGUUAUUCUGUUACUUCAUCAAAAACAGACUUGGAGUUGUGUUUUAUUUCAUUCACAAAUGUUUGAAUAACCCUUUAUUAUUAGUCUGUCUACAUUUCCCAAGCUCAAAAUGCUCUGUUCCACCUUGUGAUGUCAUGAAGUGGUAGUUUUCAGGUUAACAACAGCUAACUUUUACCUUUUUUUUCAGUAGGGAUUGGCAAUUCUAGGGCUGAAAUCAUCCAAAUGAUUCUAGUGAAGCUGUACGGCGUUUAAAAACAUAGUGGAUUUCUUGUAUUACCACAUGAUGACAUCACAAGGUGGAACAGAGUGUUUUCUGUUUGAGAGAAGAACUAAAUAUGCAGGGUUUGUGUGUUAAACAUGUGUGAAUGAAACAAAAUAUAACUCCAGUUUGUCUCUUUGUGAUGAAGAAACAACAUUAUAACAUAGAUCAGAAAAUAGCGUAAUAUGAGCCCUUUAACGCGUCACUAUUCCUCAUUGAGAUUUUAAAACUAUUAUCUUUCAAAUCUGAGUAAUUUAUAAACUUGCUGACAAUAAAUUCUGUAAGCCCAAAAAUAACCGAAAAUAUGAGAUUCAAUACAAUAUAUAUGAGUUUAUGAGUUUACAAAGUCCGAUUUUUUUACAAAUACUUAAAAUUGGGAGUUAAAACCUUGUACUGUAUAUGGACCGUUUAACGCAAAACAGUUUAGAGACACAUUUACGAUUAACGAUUUACAAUUAAGCUUCACUGUUUAUGUCAAUGAUCUUGAUAUGUUUAGAAAUAAAGUGUGUUACCUCAACCAUCAAAUUAUCGCAAGAUUCUCCAACGAAACUACGUAACUUCUUUUAAAGACGGGGUAUUAUGCAAAAGAAAUGUUGUUUUUAUCUUUCCACCAUGUUAUGACACUGUUCCCUCAUCAAAAAACACGCCAGAUUCUGUCCAAAGCUCCGCCCACAAGCCUACGUCACCCAUAAUCCCACAUGACGACUCUCCAUAGAUAUACAAAGACAUGAUGCAAAACUGUGUACUACAACUUCACAAACCUGACGUGAUGUGUAGUAGUUUCAUAGCGGUAAUUGAUUGGGUUGUGAUGGCGCUCGGGAGGGGGCGUGACUUAGCGCAGAGGGCAAAGCAUUUUUUCAAAACAAUAAAAGAAAACAUGGUGAUCGAAAUAUGUUAUGUUUUAGUAGUAGAAGUAAAAUACCCCCUCUUUAAACACAUUUUCUUCCAGAUAAAGACAUAAUUAUUUGCAUUUGUGACAUUUUUAUCCAUCGAUAUAGUUUUUUUUUUAACUCUAAAAACGAUUGGCCAGACAUUUUAAGUAAACAAAACAUUUUAAUAUCGAAAGGGCUAAGAUAUAUUGCAUUGGUAUGAACAGGACUCCAUUAACACGUGCAUUGCAUUGUAGAGCUACUUUGCUAACUGUAACCAAUCAUACUGUAUUUGUGAUAGUCUUGUUAUUCAUAAACGUUUUAUUUUUGCUUACAUAUAUGUACAAGUGUUAUAUAAGUUACUGCAGUUCCUUGGUAAAUUUGCUCAAAUAGCGACUUUCUAACCCAAUUUUUGAGUUAAAACACAUAAAUUACUCUAUAUUCACACAUAUAAUUAACUUUUCGUUAUCAUUUCAGGUUUUCAAAUCCAUUCUAGUUAUUUUCUAACAAUUUGGACACUACAGUUGCAUCCACACAAAAUUAACCGUACUUAAAGUCCUAUAUUAGACAAAAUGGACUCUUGUGAGCUUUAAGCCAUGUUAUAAUGUUGGUACCGCCUCAAAAACAGACCUGGAGUUGUGUUUUGUUUCAUCCACACAUGUUUUAGUAAUCCUUUAUUAUUAGCCUGUCUGUUCCACCUUGUGAUGUCAUGAAGUGGUAGUUUUCAAAUUAAUAGCUACCAUUUAUUUUUAUUUAUUUUUUUACAUUUUUGUUCAGUAGAGAUUGGCAAUUCCAAAAUGGUGUAAUGUUGGCCCUUUAAAAUGCUUUUUUAAAUUUUUUAUUUUAAUCAGUCCUGUCUGCCUCUAAAAUCCCUCAAAUCUAGUAUCAAAUUUCCUCCGUACAUUUUGUGUCCUGUGAAUACGCUGGUAUCACGUUCCCAUAGUUAUCUCAGCGAUUAGGCGUCAACAAUGGUUUGGUGACAUUAAAACGUGUCAAAUACAAAACUGGAGUCUACAAUAAGACGCUAGUUAUACUGAGACUUAAAGGGGAUGAUGUAAACUGUUUUUAAAAUCCAUAUGACAGGUUUUUAUGUUUUUCUAAUUCUGCGGAUUAUACUCAUAGACUGUUUAUAUAAAUGGACAUAGCUAACGCGCUAGUCUCCGUGUCCGCUUCUUUAUACAGUCUAUGCUUGAAUCUGUACUAAACAUUUAUCAUAGUUUUACACCAGUUAAGUGGAAAAAAAAAGUUUAAGAAUGGUACAAAAAUACACGAAAUAGCCGUUUUCUGACAGUUUAAACUUUCACUUAACAGAAUUAAGGUGUUGCCGUUUACUUUUAUUAGUCUAAUCAUAACUAUUGUGCGAUUUAGACAGGUUUUGGCCGUUUUUAACAUUAUGGUUGCUAGGUAACAGUUAUGGAAUUACCUCUAUGUAUGUCACAUCUGCUGCUUGUGUGGCGUCCAACCAGAAAUUGAAAGAAACUAGUCAAGAUUUGUAGUAAAUUCUUAAAUAUGAUUAUGUAAUGAGUAGUGUAACCUGUCAUAUGUACUUUAAUUUUAAGUAAUCCCAAAAGGUUGUGUUCACAGAAUCCCUAUAAGUUUAAAAUGGAGCUGUUUAACGGUCAGAUUGCAGAUGAUUUGACCUGAUUUAUGGUUAAUAUCUCUGUAAUUCUUGGGCCUAUCCACAUGAAACAAAACCUCGAGUAAAGUUCAACGUCUUCUCUGUUAAUAUAAAUAAACAAAAGUGAUUUUUUUUUUCCCACAGUAGCUUCAGAAAAUGGUGCUAUUGUUCAACCCCAAACACGUCAUAGCUGAAAAGAUAGCAUUAAGACCUGGCAAUGGCUUCAAAUGGGAAGUUAUGCUCCAGAAAUAUGUUGAAGUCAGUUAAAUCUAGUAAAAAAAAUAAAAAAAUAAUCCAACUUCAUGUCAUUUUAACCAAUAUAAUGUUUUGUUGCAUAAGACGAUUUCCAUUCACCAGUACCAUAGCAGUUCUCAUUUCUGAUUGGAUUAAAUCAUACCCUCCUUAUUUUAAACGUAUAAGCUCUUUUAACUAUUACGUAAUCACAAGUUUUACUAACGAUCCGAUCCGUUGUAACCCAGGCAACCCAAUUUAGAAAACCACCCAACAGCUCAACUACACCCGUUUUGCCGAACUCGUUACGUCAUUUAUGGAACAUUUUAAACUUUUUUUUUAUUGUCAGCAUUUUUUUUUUAUAACUUUUGAAAAUUGAAGGAUGUUUUUAAUGCCAAAUACAAGUUUACGUUCACAUCCAUGGUACGAUUUUCUCAUAGAUUUUGAUAAAUUCGCCAAUAUUACUUUAACCCUGGCUUAUUUAGUUUGUGCCAACCAACCAAGGGGGAAAUGAUAAUAGUUUAGUAUCAUUUUAAAGGGCCACAUGUGUUCAUAGAUAGAUUUUCAAGAUGUUAACAGUCGAAAAAUGAAAAAAAA